Molecule: messenger RNA, 1000 nt
Organism: Aphanomyces invadans
Lineage: Eukaryota; Oomycota; Saprolegniomycetes; Saprolegniales; Verrucalvaceae
Exons: 2
Coding region: 284-886 (200 amino acids)
Biological process (GO): polyprenol catabolic process; dolichol-linked oligosaccharide biosynthetic process
Cellular component (GO): endoplasmic reticulum
Molecular function (GO): 3-oxo-5-alpha-steroid 4-dehydrogenase activity
Source: RefSeq, a predicted model, not a curated record
CGACGAUGCACCUUGAAGCGAUCGUCGCGCACCAUGCAUCUACGAUCAAUGCGCUCGUGCGAACGGUUUGGGUGGUCCUGAGCCUGACUGCGUUCCUGAGCACUGUAUUCCCACCGCUUCGUCGCUUGUCUCUCCAUGGACGUCUCCAAUCGAGCUCGACGCCCUCCGUCCUGAUGGUGCGCAAGAGUUGGUUUGGGUACUUCUACUUCGUCGGGUGGACGUGGAAUGGUCUCGUCCUUGCGCUCGUCUUCCUGUGGAGCACGUCGCCGUCGUCUCCUUUGGCAUGUUCGGGUGCGACGCUCCUCUGCCUUGUGUGCCUCGAAUGCCACUUGUUUCGUCGCAUGCUGGAGAGUGUGUCCAUCACACAAUUUGGCAACUCGACCAUGCAUGCCGCAGGUGCGCUUCCUCGUAUUGGCCUCCUCUUCAUCUUCGUUACGUAGCCCUGAUACUUGGCACGGGGCACUACAUUUUGGUGUCGCUGUCGAUCGUGUUGGACAACGGCGCCAAGACGCCGCUGUCCUUGGCCUGGUUUGACAUCCUCCUUCUUCUCAGCGGCGUCGGGCUCUUCCUCGUCGCCUCUGCACAUCAAAUGAAAUGCAACGCGAUCUUGGCGUCGCUGAAAGCCGCGUCGCCGAAUCCAUCGUACGGCGUCCCGAAGGGCGACUGGUUUGACUUGACGUGGAGUCCGCUCUACUUGUGUGAAGUGCUCCUGUACGUGGCCUUUGUCCUCAUGACCCAAGGCCGGAACGAAAACGUUUGGUGGAUUGCUCUGUGGGUGUCGACGAACCAAGCCAUCUCUGCCCAUCGGGGAAAAGGCUGGUACUUGGACACAUUUCCAGCCGCUCGCACCGCCCAGCGCGCCACGUUGAUUCCUUAUGUGUGGUAGCUAGCCAUCGCAUGCCAUGCGCAUGCACUUGUCAAUACGUCCGAGAUGCUUCCAUCGCCCGUGCGCUCGACGCACGGAACCACACUCAUCGAACUCGCUGCCACGGUGCGAAAG